Messenger RNA from Callithrix jacchus (white-tufted-ear marmoset), 6015 nucleotides. Its product is annotated as phosphatidylinositol-binding clathrin assembly protein-like. Gene Ontology annotation, molecular function: phosphatidylinositol-4,5-bisphosphate binding; clathrin heavy chain binding; 1-phosphatidylinositol binding. The record is from RefSeq and is a predicted model, not a curated record. Gene Ontology annotation, cellular component: extrinsic component of presynaptic endocytic zone membrane; synaptic vesicle; clathrin-coated pit. NCBI's taxonomy places the organism in Eukaryota, Metazoa, Chordata, Mammalia, Primates, Cebidae. Gene Ontology annotation, biological process: synaptic vesicle budding from presynaptic endocytic zone membrane; clathrin-dependent endocytosis; clathrin coat assembly.
GAAAAUGUUUUUUGAGGAUUCCCUAUGUCAUUUAUCUGACAUUUGAUUGCAUCUGUACUUAAGUUAAAAUUACCAAAUUUGGUUUUGAAAAUUAUUUCUCAGUCUGUAUUCUAAUGCUUGUCACUGUCUCUAAUUUAGAUCUAAUACGGUACAUCAACGAAACUAACAUGAACGUUGAACAUCUGGCUAAUGUUCUUUCUGAAAAAACUAGGAGCAGUAACUGGGUGGUGGUGUUCAAAGCCCUGGUUACUGUACAUCACCUCAUGGUGCAUGGAAAUGAGCGUUUCAUUAAACAUCUUUCAUCUCGGAGCACUUUGUUCACUUUACAUAAUUUCCUGGAUAAAAGUGUCAUAGAAGGCUAUACUAUGUCAGCCUUCAUCAGACGAUACAGCAAGUACUUGAAUGAAAAGUCACUCGCAUAUAGAAUGAUCUUAUCUGACAUCACAAAAACCAAGAGAGGGAUAGAUGGUGUGAUAAGAACUAUGAAUACCGAGGAGCUUCUAAACACACUUACAGUUAUUCAAACCCAGUUUAAUGCUCUUCUUAGUUUUAAUGCAAAUCCUGAUGAACUAACUAAUGGUAUAAUACAUGCUGCUUUUAUGCUCCUCUUUAAAGAUUCUCUUCGUCUGUUUGCAGCUUACAAUGACGGGAUCCUUAAUCUGCUAGGCAAAUAUUUUCACAUGAGGAAGAACCAAUGCAGGGAAAGUUUGGAUAUUUAUAUCAAGUUCCUUCAAGGACGAACCAAAUUGAUACAGUUUCUGAACGUUGCAGAGCAAGUUGGAAUUGACCGGUGCAACAUUCCGUAUAUUACUCAGGCACCUCACAGUUUACUUGAAGCACUAAAACAGCAUUUAGCUUCUUUGGAAGAGAAAAAUGAUACUCUAUCUCCUUACUGGGGAGGUGGAGCAAGAUGGCCAUGUAGGAACAGCUCAGGAUUGCAGCUGCCAGUGAAAGUGCAGCGGAUAAAGAUGAACAAGAAGAUCAAGAACAUAACCCUGCAGCAUAUCACCAGAAACCUCCCAACAGAGGUCACAACUCCAUUGGGAGCUCCUUCUCUAAUGGUACCUCAACCCAUGAUUCAUAUCCAGCAAGGCCUAAGGACCAGUACUCCUUCCACUCCAUCCGCAGAAGAUCAAACGCAGUCCAAGUACAGGUACCAAAGCAAAAAGAUUCAUAUUCAGAAGUGAAUAAAAAGAUGAUCUUUCAACAGGCUGAACUGAAUCCUGCACAUCUUCCAAGGAAAGUAAACAUUUAGUUGGACAUUCGAUACUCUUGAAAUUAUUUAAUUCGAUGUUUGGAGGUUAUGUGCUGUAUUUUUUUUUUUUUUUUUUUGAGACAGAGUUUUGCUUGUGUUACCCAGGCUGGAGUGCAAUGGCGCGAUCUCGGCUCACCGCAACCUCUGCCUCCUGGGUACAGGCAAUUCUCCUGCCUUAGCCUCCUGAGUAGCUGGGAUUACAGGCACAGACCACCACGCCCAGCUAAUUUUUUGUGUUUUUAGUAGAGACGGGGUUUCACCAUGUUGACCGGGAUGGUCUCGAUCUCUUGACCUCGUGAUCCACCCACCUCAGCCUCCCAAAGUGCUGGGAUUACAGGCGUGAGCCACCGCACCCGGCCCCAUGUGCUGUAUUUUUUUUUAUUUUAAUCGUUAAUAAUUCACCUAACCCACUCUAGUCUUCCAACCACAACCCCUUCCCUAACAAGUCCCUACAACCAUGUGUGUCAGCUCGGUGCAGUGGCUGCACCUCACUUUGGGAGGUUGAGAUGGGAGGAGGAUGACUUGAAGCUAGGAGUUUGGGCCAGCCUGGGCAACAUAGUGAGGCCCCAUCUCUACAAAAUUACAAAAUAAGAAAAUUAGUUGGAAUGGUGGCAUGCACCCAUACUCCUAGCUACUUGGGAGACUGAGGCAAGAGGACAGCUUGAGCCCAGGAGAUUGAGGCUGCAGUGAGCUACGAUUGCAUCAUUGCACUCCAGCCUGGGUUACAGAGAGAGACCUUGUCUCCAAAAAAAAAGCACACAUAGGUCAUGUGUCAUAUAGGCCCAGUUCUGGGACCUCUGAGUGCCCUCAGUAACCACAUUACAAGCCUUACUUCAUACCAGGUGUUCUUCAGUUGAUUGGACCCUUAAGAGCCUGCUUCAGAUCUAGUCAUGAGUCUCAUCUAAUCCAGAGCUAGGUCCCUAGGUAAAAGCUCAGGAACUCAUCCCUUGAAGACUGCCAUGGAAUGACAAUUCACUUCCCUCCUGUCCUCAUAGAGAGUCUAGCGGCAUUAUGUUGCUGACAUGGAUUUCCUGAGCGGACUCUCCAGACUUCCAGCAUGUAAUUGCUGUAGCUGCUCUCUGAGCAACAGCAAGAGCAAUGGUUGCCCAUGAUUCCUUGUCUUGGGCAGGGAGUGUGAUGCCUGAGUAAUAUAAGCUCACCUUGGCCUGGGAAAUUUCAUCAAAUAUUCUGGUCUCUGCUGGCUUGGCUUUCUUGAAACUGUUAGGUGCCCACACAUUGUUAUUUUUUAGCCAUCAUCUGUAUCACAAGUAAACAGAAACUACAAUAUGUGAAAGGAGAUGAAUUUUUUAGAGAUUAGCAAUUCCAAAACCCUCUUUACGAAGAGGAGAUGGAGGCCCUAAAAGAGAGGACUUCCAAGGUUUCGUGGCUCCAAAUCCAGAAUUUUUUCCCCCAUGUUCCAUGUUCCAUGUUCCAUGCUCCACAACUGAUGUGUGGGCAAAGGCAGGUCUUCCAUGCAAGGUGGAGUCCCACCACACUUAGUGUCUCUGGCACUUAGCAUUGACUGCCUUGGCCAGCUAGGUAGUUUUUCAUGUGAGUAUCUCAGUCUCUUAAUUAAUUAUCUUCAGUUAUACACUGUGUUGGAUUCUUGUAGUGUAACUUAUCUUCACUACCUAAAUGUUGAGCACAUUGUACAUGCUCCACAAACAUUUGUUGCUUGAUUGAUUCACACAGUCAAUAAAUAAUGAUCAAGCUGCUAUGUAUCAGGCUCUGUGUGAGGCUCAGAGAAGCAAAGACAAGAGAAACAAGUCCCUACCCUUAAGAAUUUAUGGGCUGAUGGAGGCACUUUUCUUUGGUACUGACAUCAGACAUUUUGGAGUCAAGUUGACAUGAAUUGCUCACAUUUUAGGGCUUUCAUAUCUCAGGCAUUUCAGCAUAUCCACAAAUAGCAGGCCCAGCGAGCUGAGCAAUAUCAUGGGGCUCCAAUGUUUUAGGAGUUACUCCUGAGCCAGACUGCAUGCUCUCUCUUAUCUGUAUAUGUGAAGAAUAACCCUUCUUCCUCCCCAGGAGGCAGUGAGGGAUUUAAGACAGAUGUCUGUCUUAGGGAUCCUGCAGAUCCCCAUGGUAUCAGCAGACUGGGAGAUUUCUCCCCAUCAUGGGGUCAUUCUCAUGACAUGCGGCGCAUGUCCCAAACCCCUGCAUUUCUUAUUCUGUGCCAUAUCCAGGCCUUUCAAUUAUCAGGAGAGUAGCUAAAAUUUAUUGAGGGCUUACGAGGUACUAGGCACAGGAUCAAGUAUAUUAUCUGUGUAAUUCCAUUCAAUCUACUUAAUAAUAUGUGCCCAAAGCCAUAUUGUUAUGGUUAUUUUACAACUGAGAAAACUGAGACGGUGUUAAAGUAACUAACCUAAUAUCCCAUAGCCAAUAAAUAAUCAAGCUUGACUGCAAAGCACAUGCGCUAGAACCAUUGUGCCGGAAUGCACCAUCUCCCAGUUAUCAUCCAGGGAACCCUGUGACUGGGAAUUUACCAUGGCUUAUACCGAGUGUCUUUAUAUAGCCCAAGGACUCAUGCCCAAAGGAGAUCCAGGAACAAUGAAGCAGAGUUCGAGCCUUUUUACAUCCAUGCUUUUUAUUGUGUUUGGUGGGAAAGGAAAAACUUGGGUGGACAUAGGGGCAGAGGGAUUUGGAGGGUGUAAUUACCCACCUAGGGGCCCAAGAUCAGAUUUUCUAAGUUGAGAAUCACAUAGAGAAGGAACCUGGAGACUCCAGUGGGAUCUAGAGACAACCAUGGGAUGCUAAAUUAGUACUAGUGCCCUGAUGACUCACCAGAGGUCAUAGUCAAAAUGUAUUAGCUCUAGAAGUGAGUCUGCAGAUCCUCUAGUCCAAACCUCACAUUUCACAUGUGAGGACACUGAGCGAGAUAGGUGAAGACACUUGUCUAAUGAGGCACAGCCUGUUAAUGACAGGGUUAAACUAGAACCCAAGUUCUAGAGCCUAUUACAUACUGGCAAGACUAGGAAUGAUUUCUGGAAAUAAAGCAGGGUAAUGUCUGGCAGUCCCCAGGGCCAUCAUUCUGGCAGAUCAGGUGGUGGGGUAGGGGUUGCAGAAGGGUUAGUUUCCUGGGACACAGGAUCUCUCCACAUCACCUUACUUAAGUAACAUCAGUCCCAGGAAAAAGGAAAUCACAUUACCACAUUUUACCUGGUCUAGGAAAAUCCUACCUUGUAUUCUUUUGUAUAAACAGAACAAAAACACUGAAGAUACAAUAACAAUACACAGCGAGGACACAACCAGCACUCGGCAACUCAGGGUAGUUGGCAUGUUUGGAAAUAGAAGACACAUGUAUUUGGACUCACUAGGAAAUAGCCCCAAGAGGCUGGGCAGGCUUAGUGUGCAGGGGCACUAUCACAAUUGAGUGCCCUCCAGGGGAGUUCCAAAGCUUCCAGGGCAAACUGCACUUUCUGCUCUCAGAAGUCAGGAUUAGAAACUGAAUCAGAAGAUUGAGCAGAGGCUGUCUCAGAACAUCCUGAAAUGCUUGGCCUCUCUCUGAAGGCUUUGCGCUCUUUCCCAGUGGGCUUCCUGGGAGAAAAUGACCCCAGUGACCAGGCUUGGGGAAAAAAGAGACACAUUAACCUCAGGAUUGGCAGCUCUUAGUGAUUUCAGAGGCUUGUGGAGAUUGGGACAGAACCUGUUACCUGCACAGACCUUCCAGGCAAAGACGGAGUUAGAGUAGUUGUUGUGGGUUCUGGCUGUACAAAUUUAAGUCAGCUCUUGGUCCCCUGAGGUCUGGAAGUUGCUAAGGAUAUUACCCUCUUCUUCCAGGGGACUCCAGUUGUAUGUCCCAUCAUUUUCUUCCUUCUCUGCAGAGCAUAUCAGUGUGACAUUUGCAGGUACUCUUCAUUAAAGUUAUAAACUCUGGCUUCCCAAAAUAUGAGCCAGUGGUGCACUAGAGCUGGCUUGUACCAGCUUGUGAGAACCAAUUGUUAAAUUUCUAGAAAUUCUGCAAGAUGGUUGUUAAACACAGCUGUCAUUCAAAAUUAAAUUAUAAAAGUUUACAAUUUUGCUUAUAGCCAUUACUGGAAAUAGUGAAAAAAAAAAGUUUACAAUUAAAUACAUUCUUUUAAAAACAAAGGUAAUAAAUAUUUAUAAUUUAUAAUCUAAUUAUUUUUUGACAUUUGAGUGUUACCUAUACUCUUAAGAUUAUUUACAACCAUUGUAUCUGUGUGCUACUGGGCAUGUUUUCCCAACUCCAUGUAGAUUGAAAUCACCCACUGUGGGAGUAUCUACACCACAGAAGUUGGCAGAUGCGACAAACUAGGGCUUGAUCUUUUUGACACUCUGGACUCAAAGCAAUGUAGAAAAUGUUACUAAUACAGAUUCAGCUUAAAAGUGAGUUGUGUCUGUGGCCAUUAUUGUGAAUAGCACCAAAAAACGAGGCAAUAUUUUUCUGGUGUUUGAAAAGCAUUAUCCAAUUCAGCAAAUAAGUCACUUACAUUGUUAAUGAAUGAUCCAUGUACCAAUAUAAAAAUAAUUGUUGAAUUAUUUUUUUAUUAUUACUUAAGGUAAAUGAAAUUAUCAACCAACAUUCAUGUCAGAACUACACUAGUUCUAUUGCAACUACAGGUUGUCUAGGGAGAUAUGUAUUUGGCAAAAAUUAAAAGCAUCCUCUCAGAAUUGGUUAUAUGGAAUCUAUAAUAAAGAGUACCGUAUAUUUUAUCACUUAUGAAAUUGUGUGCUAUACAUCUUUUAUAUUAAUACAAUUUAUAAUAAAUGUGUAACUCCUUUCUAUAAUCAGUUGAACAUUU